This is a messenger RNA of Aspergillus mulundensis, 3972 nucleotides long. RefSeq names its product magnesium transporter CorA family protein. The record is from RefSeq and is a predicted model, not a curated record. Bases 1 to 3972 code for a protein of 1323 amino acids. The transcript has 5 exons. Gene Ontology annotation, biological process: calcium ion import across plasma membrane; magnesium ion transmembrane transport; intracellular magnesium ion homeostasis. Gene Ontology annotation, molecular function: calcium channel activity; magnesium ion transmembrane transporter activity. Gene Ontology annotation, cellular component: plasma membrane. NCBI's taxonomy places the organism in Eukaryota, Fungi, Ascomycota, Eurotiomycetes, Eurotiales, Aspergillaceae.
AUGUCCGAGUCCGCCAAAUCAGAGAAGUACAUGGACCUUACCAGGUUCAGCACCCCGGUGCCUGAACUAGAUGACCAUCGAUAUCACUUGGAUAAUCAGCCUCGCAUCGAAGCGACGCCAGAUGUGGCACUGAGCCGUCAAAAUACAGCCCAGCAGGGUAUAAUGGACGUACCACAGCGCCCUGACCUACUGCAAAUUCAAGAUGUUUACAGGGACUCUGGGCCAUUCUCACGGGACUUUGAGCAAGCAAUACUGGAUGAUGAUCGAUCCGCGAAUGAUUUGAACGCUAUGGGACGCCGCAUUUCCGUUGAUCCCGCUGGAAAUGCGCGCCACGGUCGGACAUAUAGUCGUACGCAUCAAGACGUUGGAAACAGGUCGCGGGAAAGUUCGGUUUCGGCCAGAUCAUCGUCGCCGCCCAAUUCCGUCGACGCCUUUGCAGACCCCCGUCGCCGUGAGCGCGCAAAUACCCUAGAAAGCCAUGGACCCCCUGAUCUCGAGGCCAUUCUCCAGCGCACCGUCUCCGGAGGCACAAGACGACCGACUUUCAGCAAUGCUAGUGUCAUUCGACCACAACCAGGCGACCUAGAUUCCCCAGAAGACACAUGCGUGCCGCCGUUCGAAGAACCUGGAAGGAUUCCGGUCAUCGACUACGAAGAAUUGGAGGAGUUUGUAGCUUUGAAUCAGAAGGCGAAACUGCCAAUCAACCGGCGCAAUCAUAGCGUCAGUUCACAAGACAAAUACUCGCGAAUUUUCCAUGACCUUCGUCCUAGCGCCGAAGUCACUAAUGAGAUUGAUGAGAAGCGCUCCUCAAGGGUUGAUUUUUCAUCUGAGGUUUCGACGCCGCCCAAGUUAAACGAAAAGAUCUUCGACCAAGCGAACGAGAGGGAGCUCUUGGAUAAAUUGAAGAACGAGAAUGAGCCGACUCGGUUUGGCUUCUUCUCCUCUGAAUCACAGAGCACCGUGCACGCAGCGGAAUUAGGAGACCUUGUCCUACCUGGGGACACUUUUCGAGAUCUCUUCCAGCUUGGACCAGAUGGCGGUGUUUGGUGGCUGGACGUUCUGAAUCCAACCGAGGCAGAAGUGAGCGCAAUCUCAAGGGCGUUUUCUAUUCACCCUUUGACAACAGAAGAUAUUCUGACUCAGGAAUCGCGUGAGAAAGUUGAACUUUUCAAGCAGUAUUAUUUUGUCUGUUUCCGGACAUUCUACCAACUUGACAAGACUAGUGAACAGUUUAUGGACCCCGUGAACUUUUACAUGGUUGUCUUCCGCGAUGGUGUUCUGUCUUUCUCAUUUACCGAGAACCCUCACGCCGCAAAUGUCCGGAAAAGAAUUGGAAAGCUUCGCGAUUACGUAUCGCUCAGCAGUGAUUGGAUCUGUUAUGCUAUGAUCGACGACAUUGUGGAUAGUUUUGGCCCUGCGAUUCGGGAAAUCGAGAUUGAAACCGAGGCAAUCGAAGACUUGGUGUUCAUUGCGCGCAUGGACGACUUCGAAUCAUUCUUACCUCGCAUUGGAAAUUUGCGGAAAAAGGUCAUGAGCUUGAUGCGCCUCUUGGGCGGUAAAGCUGAUGUCAUUCGCGGUUUCUCGAAGCGCUGCAACGAGCAAUACUCUGUAACCCCUCGUGGUGACAUUGGGCUUUACUUGGGUGAUAUUCAGGACCACGUUGUGACCAUGAUGUCUAACUUGGCGCAUUUUGAGAAGAUGCUCAGUCGGUCUCAUACCAACUAUCUUGCUCAGUUGAACGUGACAAACCUGGUUCUAGGGAACCACGCCAACAAGGUUUUGAGUAAGGUGACGCUUAUCGCUACAAUACUAGUCCCGAUGAACCUUAUUUGCGGUUUGUUCGGAAUGAAUGUUCAGGUGCCCGGGCAAGAUGUGCCAGGAUAUGGAUGGUUCUUUGGCAUUAUCGGGGUCCUUGCUGCGGUGGUUGUUAUAAGUGGCCUAGCUGCGAGGUUUUAUAAGCUUUGGAGACGUGGCGGUGCAGACUUACGGAGCAUCAGUCUGUGGCAGAGUGUCCAGGCAGAAAAGAUUCCAUGCUCAGAUCAUCGGGCGCGAGGUAAAGGUUGGAUAUGGACCAUGGUGUCACUCUGCUCGGUCAGAGAUGAUACUCCUGCAUAUUCCAGCUUGAUAGUCCAAUUGCGCUUGCCUAGAGCCCCGUGCCGGGCUGGAGCAUUUAAACGUCCUAUGCGACGGAGGUCCGCGCACCGACAACGCCGCCUUGGUGCGACAGUGAGCCUCACUAUCCUCUUCGCACUACUUUUCAUCGCCAUCUGUCCCGCGUUUGUUACUGGCACAGAUCCUGGACACCUUCCUUCAGAAAAUGGGCUUGACCAUUUGCUCGCUAAAGACGAGAAUCGUGUGGACUUUCCUUAUCUUCUUCGCUCGUUCAACGGCCUGUUCAUAGAUCGCGACGAUGUGAGUAGCGCUGGACAUGCGCGGGGCUUGGAUAUUGUGAGUCGGGCGUCUGAUGACAGACGCUCACUUGAGAACAAUAGAUUUGAGACGAGGGAGAUUUUGAUGGGCGAGCUUCAGCAAUGGUCGUUUUCGCCAGGCUCUGCGGCCAGCAACAGCUCUAGCACGCGAAGCGGUAACAGUUCGAAACGCGCGACUACCACCGUCUAUAUCUCUCUCACGAUCUGCUCGGGGCCGAUACUCAACGAGUCGGUCUCAAACAGUUUCCAGAGAUUACCUCAGUUGACUAUUUAUGCCUCGACUUCCGAUUCCCUUCAGGACCCAGGGCCGCAUCGUGGGGCCGAUAGUGGCCAAGUCGUCUUUAACUCAACAGAGGGAUAUAUGAGCGCGGCUAUGACAGUGGAAUCCCAUCUAUACAUUGCUGUAGCCGCGCCAAAAAGUGGAAACUAUUCCGGAUCCUAUUCUUAUCAGAUGGCGGCCUCCACGGAUGCUUUCUUCCACAAUGUCGAUGAUCAGGCUGAUCCGCUUUCUUUUAUUGAUUCGGGUUCGGAGACGGCCCUUCUCACUACAGACAAGCCUGCCGAUCAGAUGCUCAGCGAGGCCCAGCAGACACAAUGGGAAAACAACACCGUGGUCUACAAAUUCUUUGUCAACAACGCGGAUAGCGCCGUUGGAUCUGGCUUAUCGCGAUCCUUUUGCGCCCUCGAGCAGCAUUCAGAAGCCAGCAAGGGGCAUAAUGUACAAGCAGACAUGUCCACGCGCAGCAGCCGUGGAGCCGACAGCCCCCUGGAGCAGUUCUACGUCACGGGCCUCAACCGCAGCGCGACCUAUGUGGGCUCACUAGCACUGGGCAACUCAACUAAUUCUGGGAAUGGGAUAAUUGGUGGAGGAGGGAAGGUUUGGAAAGCGAAGGAGUUUUCCACGAAAUCUGAUGGCAAUUGCGACGUGAUCUACGACCUCAAUUUCUGCUCAGAUGUAGCCUACUCAGUCCCUUCCAAUCCAUCAUUAAACAUGUCCGACAUCCGCACCAAGUACGACAACUACGCGGCCAACCUCUACAAAAACUUCAACUACUCCCUUCAACAGAUUCAAUGCAACACUUCCAACGAAACCAUCUUCUCCAUGGCCGUGGGGUGCCAUGACUGCGCAGCCGCCUACAAAUCCUGGCUCUGCGCCGUCACCAUCCCUCGGUGUGAUGACUACUCCAGCACGUCCAACAAGACCGCCGUCAUGGUUCGCAACGCCGCCCAACCCUUUCCAAAUGGCACCGAAAUCGCCAAUCAGACGCUCCGCGAUAGCCCCGUCACCAAAGGCCCUAGAAACAGCGGGCUAAUCGACAAAGAAAUCAACCCUGGCCCAUACAAGGAAGUUCUUCCCCACGUCAGUGUCUGCCAUGAACUGGUGCGGAGCUGUCCUAUGUCCCUUGGGUUCUCGUGUCCAAGCGGGAAAUACUUGGCUUAUGCGUACGAUACCAGCGCGGCGCCAGGCCUGCGGGUACCUUGUCCUUCAUGGACCGCUGUGAUGGCGUGUUAUAUGAUCGCGACUGUAUUAUGGCCUUCCUAG